AUGGUGUGGCGAGAAGUAGAGGAUCGAGAGUUAGUUUGGCGGAGGGUGGCGGAACACAAUCAUGCAAUCACUAGUAUACUCAUUCACGGACCCCUAAUCGCACAGCGCUGCUGUAUCUUGCAUCUCCGUUCAUCUAUAUUUGCCAGAGUGACAAUACUGCGCCUGCCUGCCUUCCUUCUGCCCGCGACUAGAUCUAGCAGUGACGUCGCUAGGUUAUGA
Heterobasidion irregulare TC 32-1 is the source of this 219-nucleotide messenger RNA. RefSeq lists its product as uncharacterized. Bases 1 to 219 code for a protein of 72 amino acids. The record is from RefSeq and is a predicted model, not a curated record. NCBI's taxonomy places the organism in Eukaryota, Fungi, Basidiomycota, Agaricomycetes, Russulales, Bondarzewiaceae. The transcript is spliced from 2 exons.